AUGGAGGGAGCAAGAUCUGUGACUGUAUAUUUCCCUGAAGCACAGUGGUUCGACUACUAUACCGGUCUCAAAGUGCCAAGUGCCUGGAAGAAGAACUAUGCUACUGUGUCUGCCCCACUGAACAAGAUCCCUCUGUACAUCCGUGGAGGGUACAUUCUGCCCCAACAGGCACCAGCCACAACCACUACUGAGAGCCGCCUGAACCCAUUUGGACUCAUUAUUGCCCUGGAUGAACAAGGACAAGCUUCUGGAUCUCUCUUCUGGGAUGAUGGUGAUUCCAUUGAUACUAUUGAAAAAGAGAACUACUUCUUGGCUAAGUAUACAUUCAGCAAAGGAAGCCUGAAGACAGAAAUAGUUAAAAAUGGCUACCGUGGAGCUGACACUCUGAAGUACAACAAAAUUACCAUUCUUGGCCUGAAACUGAGACCUCAAGCUGUGUCUCUGAAUGGAAGAUCCAUCCGUGGAGAUGCUGUGUCUUAUGAGAUGAGUGGGAAACUGGUUUUGCGGAUUUCUGCUCCACUUACUCAGGAACUCAACAUUAAGUUUUACUAAAAUGGUCAGAACACAUUGACCUCAUUUAGCAUUCUUGGCCCUCAGAUAUUGAUCUCACUUCAAUUUUAAUGUUAAAAUAUAUAUAUAUAUAUAUAUAUUUGUCAUUAAAACAUUGUAUAUGAACCUGAUGACUGAUGACUGAUCUUUUCUUAUGUAGUAUUUGUAACUCAGUAUUCCUCAAAUAAAAUUUCCAGUAGCAGUUAAUGAGUAUUAACAUAAACUGAUGUGUGUUCAAAAUAGCAUAGAAGAAAUCAUCCUGAAAAUCUCACCAC
Molecule: messenger RNA, 824 nt
Organism: Hirundo rustica (Barn swallow)
Lineage: Eukaryota; Metazoa; Chordata; Aves; Passeriformes; Hirundinidae
Product: sucrase-isomaltase, intestinal-like
Exons: 7
Coding region: 1-552 (183 amino acids)
Molecular function (GO): alpha-1,4-glucosidase activity
Source: RefSeq, a predicted model, not a curated record